CCAAUGCCCGCCUCAAGAACAUCAUUCAGACCACACACUCUCUGUCUACCAAGUUACCAUGAUUCGAUCUGAAGCGCGCUCAGUCGCGAAAAGAAAACGAGUUGAUCAUCGGAAAACACAAUUUGCACAUGCAUCUUUCAAAGAACAGGGCUAUCCAUAUCGCCUGUCGUUCUAUGAUGUCCCGCCCACCCAGGAAAUCAGUCUGGAAGACUUUGAGAUAUGGGCCAUCGACAGACUCAGAAUUCUGGCCGAGAUCGAGGCCUGCUCUUUUCGAGCCAAAUCCCCUCAAGAAACCGCCGCUCACCUCGAACCAUUACUGAAAAAAUACCUUCCACUCUCGUCAAAUUCGGCUGCCCCUGGUGGCAUCGUCGAUGAACGCUUAAAGUUGGAACGGAAGAAAGACCACUACUCACAUUAUAUUCUUCGACUAGCCUUCUCUGGCACUGAAGACCUCCGUCGACGGUUUUCCCGGGUCGAAACAAUGCUGUUUAAACUUCGCUUUCAAGCAGACGACAGCAGAGAGCGACGGGCCUUUGUGGACAGUCUCAAUCUCAAUUGGGAACUGGUACAGGAGGAUGAAAAGCGUGAGCUCGCCGAACAGUUACUCUCCUCUACCCCAGGGGUACGGCGAAUUGAAGACGAGAAUUGGUUCAAGGUAGACUGGACUCGAGUUCCCGAACUGGUUGAGCACCGCAGCGUCUUUGUCAGAAAGGGCAAGGCCUAUGUACCAAUGCGUGAACAAACAAGCAUGGUCCUGACCGAAUUCACCAACCGUCUUGACAAAGGGUUGGAACUCACCUCUCGAGCUCUACCCCGACUAGACGAAGAUGAUCGUCUCACACCUAUUCUCAACCAUCUAUCGAAGAAUUUCGCCACCCCUGAUGCUGGCUUCAACGAAUCAGAAUCGUCUCUACCCGGAGCGCCCAUCAACGCCGCCAACAUCGACAACCUCUCUCAACAUUUCCCUCUCUGCAUGAAACAUCUCCAUAACACCCUCCGCAAGAACAACCACCUCAAACACUUCGGACGACUGCAAUACACAUUAUUCCUCAAGGGUAUCAACCUCUCUCUUGAAGAUUGUCUCCUUUUCUGGCGACAGAGCUUCAAACUCAUCACUGAUGACCAAUUCAACAAGGAAUACCGAUACAACGUAAGGCACGUGUACGGCGACGUCGGUGGUGACGCCAAUCGGCGUGGACGAGGCUACCCGCCCUAUUCCUGCCAGAAGAUUCUCAGCGAACAUCCUCCCGGCACCGGUGAAGCACAUGGAUGUCCUUACCGACAUUUCAGUGUGGACAAUCUCACCUCGAUGCUACAGGCGACAGGCGUCAAUGACCGCGAUGUACUACGCGGGGUCAAGGAAGACGUGGAAAAGCAGAGAUUUCACAUUGCCUGUAAUCGUGUCUUUGACUGGGCACACAAGACCGAAAUCAAAAAGGUCAAGGAUGAAGGUAUCUGGGGCCCUGCCGAGUUGGAGACCAUCUUUCACCCAAACACCUACUUCAAGAGGUCAUACCUCCUGAAGAAUCUCUCAAAUGCGAAUGCGAAUCUGCCAAGGCAAGACGUCAAGAUGGAAGAGUAAUUCCACUCGUCUGUGGAGUUCCUUGCGUUCAUACCCAUGCGAGAGGCUACAUUGGAAAGGAGUUUAUGAAAGGCAUCAAGUUUUAGCGUAGGAACAGUGUACAAGUCGGCGUCGGUGCGGACGGGGGUCGUCAUCCUUAGUAUAGGUACUUGUCACGAUACGGGUCAACUCACAAGAAUGGAUAGGUUUCCACAUUUGGAUAU
Molecule: messenger RNA, 1785 nt
Organism: Exophiala mesophila
Lineage: Eukaryota; Fungi; Ascomycota; Eurotiomycetes; Chaetothyriales; Herpotrichiellaceae
Exons: 2
Coding region: 59-1582 (507 amino acids)
Biological process (GO): DNA replication, synthesis of primer
Cellular component (GO): alpha DNA polymerase:primase complex
Source: RefSeq, a predicted model, not a curated record